UCCGGGGAAACAAUGGAAACCGUUGGCAAAAGAAGUCAUUUAACUUGUGAAUGUACCACCUUAGUUGACACAGAACAAAUUAGACUGACGAUGGAUGAAGUAAACUAUCUACGACUGAUUCAUAUUUUGUUUAGAGUGGCAUGUCCAGUUGUCCGAAUGAGAUUUAACCAUGAAAUCCAUCCUGACCAGCUACGAAGAACGCUUGACAAGAAUAAGCUAGAAAUUAACAAAAAUUACAGAAUGAAAAGAACAAUUUUCGAUGACUAUCAGUGGCACCUUUUAUUUGGACAUUCCAAAGUAACAUCCGAAGAUUUUGGAAUAAGACUCAUGACAUACCUCUUACAUAUAAUUGCAAACAUCGAUGUAAGCGAUUUGUAUCCAGUUCAUACCGAUACAAGUAUCGGCGCCAUGCUUUCCAGAAUAAAAUUCAUACGGAACGAUGUAACUCAAUCUCUUGAAGGAUAUUUAACCAAAGAUCAGUUCAGUAAAUAUUGGGAUGAUAUUGGACAGGUAUGAUUUAAUGAUCCAACUACUAGAGUAAUCUAUUGAGAUUUCAAGACUUUCAAAAUGAC
Messenger RNA from Mytilus trossulus (common blue mussel), 572 nucleotides. RefSeq lists its product as uncharacterized. NCBI's taxonomy places the organism in Eukaryota, Metazoa, Mollusca, Bivalvia, Mytilida, Mytilidae. The record is from RefSeq and is a predicted model, not a curated record. The transcript has 3 exons. The coding region runs from base 13 to 516 and encodes 167 amino acids.